UAUUGAUAAUUCAUCCCCUCAUAAGAUGUACUCUUGAGUUGAAUGUUAAUGCUCGGUGGUGUGACUCACAAUAAAACAGACUCACGUGGGUCUACUUGUGAAUAUAGACAGCAUAAACAAAAAAGAUGCUCGGAGUUUAAACAGAAGUUGCAAUGAUGAAUAUUCAUCCAAUGACAGCUACGUAUCAAAAAUGCGUCACGGUCAACUGCUAGUUACCUCAUGUUGUGGCAAACGAUGGAAACUAACAAAAUAUUUAUUCAAGGAGACAUAUUCGGAACAUGUCUGUGGAUUAUUGCAAAUUUGCACCCAACUCCUGGGCCCAUGCCAAAUAAGUGUUUUGUUCCUAUGAAGAACACGGGCAGAGCGAGGUGCUGCUACGCUUUAAGUUGAGCAUCUAAAAAAAAAGGGGGCGGGAGAGUACACAAGGGAGCCCCCGCGACAGGUGUAUCUACAGUAUUAUAUUUUCACUUGUGCAGGCAGCACUUCAUCACAAAGUUGCUGAACUGCAGGCACUCAAGUACAAUAUGCAGCUUAUCAGAAGCUAAUGCUCAGAAAACUCAUUGAAACGACUUUCUCGACACGUGUGCAAGUUGUCGCGAUGUCAUUAGUGUCUUCAGAGUCCACGAUACACUACGGCCAAUCGUCAUUUGCAAAAGUACCUACUUAUCUGCAUAUUUUUGUGAUUUCUUUCAGGCCCUCAUAGCACGCUAGCACCCUGCUCCUUGUUAGCGCAGCAGCUAGCGUUGGUUACCGACCGAUAGCUGGCUGGCUUGACAGCACACAGCAGCGCUGAUGGAAGAUUCCAGCGGAGAUUUGACAGGUAAGCAGGGUGCACAGAAAGGUCCGGAUCGCUAUUGGCACUGAAGGCAUUUGGAAAGUUCUCGAAAUUUUUUUUUUGUGUUUUUUUGUUUUGUGAGAAACCAACAGACAAGUCACUUCCACUGCAUGCAAGACAUUUCGAAAUGCUCAUCUUAACCCUUUCAUGCACCGCGUAACCGGAUAACAUGAUAACCUGUCCACUGUAGUGACCGCCGUCCCUGAAAGGGUUUAAAGUCCCUUUCAUUCCUCCUACUUGAUGCAAUAAACAUCCUCUUCAUAGUGUCCAUGCGGAACUGUUGCGCCGCAUCAUCAAGCGUGCGCGUCGGCUGCUCUCUGAGUGCUUCAAGGGGCCACCAGCAGGGUGCAGACGUGAGCUACUGUGCACAAUAAUAGGAAGGAGCUUUAAAAUAAAUAAUUAUAAAAUAAACUCUGGUCUUUUAUGGAAGGGGGUGGUGGGGGGGGGGGGGUAGAAGAGGCUGCUUAAUGAUAUUGAUGUCAUGGGAACAACACGGGUUUGAUCGCCCCCUCCCUCCCAAACUAAAAACGAAGGCGUGCGUUAACGCGAGUGAGGAGCGAGUGAGCGAGCGAGCUCACACCGCCGACUGCGCGCGCUUCCACAGAUGCCUCGGCGGCGCGAAAGCGCGGAUGUGUUUCGCACCUCCUCCUUUGACUUUUUUUUUGGGGGGGGUUGUUUUGCUCUCCCCCCGCUAAGUGGCAACAAUCCCACCGGCACCGCCGGAGGAAGGAUGAUGACCGUGAUGAGCUUAUUGGGCGGAUCAGCUGUUCGGUGGUGGACGGAUGAGAUGCGCACUUGACCGGCAUCACUUGGUCACUCUCUUUCUUUCCUUUCCUUUUUUUUUUCUUCCCCCCUUUGGGUGAGUGCGCGCGUCCACUCUCUCAUUUGGAAGGACGCCAGCCUCACCGGAACCUCGCAAGUUGGCGCCGAUGAAUUCUGACAUUGUCAAGUAUCAACUAAUCGAUCCUCAAAAGAGAAAGAAGGAGAAAGAAAAGUGUGGGAGGGGAGGGGGGGCACUUGGAAUUUUAAUGAUCCCUCCUUAUGAAUAUGCAAUUCGGCGCGUUUGACUCGGCUCGGUCCAGCUUCACGCCUCUCUUUCGUUUUUUAAGCAGCAGGAGCUGCAGCAGGUACUGAUUCUUGCCGAUUUCCUCUUUUUUUUUCCUUCUUCUUCUUUUUUUUUUUGUCCAUGCAAGACUUGCAGUGGAAACAUGUCUGGCCACUUCCCUGAGAGGACCCCCGUUGUCAGAGAUGGCAUUCUGGUCCGGCACUGUCGCCUCUAAAGUGCCCCGGAAGAUCUUGUUCAUGUUCACCCUCUCCCUGUCCGUCACCUAUUUGUUCUACAGCUUGAUGAGCUGUUACAACUCGCUGCAGUUCCCACUGCAGGACAACUUCGCCUACCAGGCUCGGUCGGCCGGCACCGAGGAAACCACUCUGGUGAGGGACCAACUUUACUCCACCUCGGCCGGCUUCGCCGAGGCUCAGUUCGUCCGCAGGAGCACGGCGGUCUCCAUCGUGGACCGGGAGGAGGGCGGGGAUCAUGCCUGGACCGGGACGCAGCGGGCGUCCGCCACCGAGUCGACUGCCCUGCGGGCGGUCACGGAGGGCGACCUGCAGGUCAACUGCACCUCGGAUUACGGAGAGAAGAAGCUGCCGCAAGCCAUCAUUAUCGGGGUGAAGAAAGGGGGAACACGAGCCUUGCUGGAGGCGCUCAGGGUGCAUCCGGACGUCCGGGCCGUCGGCAACGAGCCGCACUUCUUCGAUAGGAACUACGAAAAGGGUCUGGACUGGUAUCGAGACCUGAUGCCUUCAACGCUGGAGGGGCAGAUCACCAUGGAGAAGACCCCCAGUUACUUUGUGACCAACCAAGCUCCCAAGCGCAUCCACACCAUGGCCAGGGACAUCAAACUUAUUAUCGUGGUGCGUAAUCCCGUCACCAGAGCCAUUUCGGACUACACGCAAACUCUGUCCAAGAAACCCGAGAUCCCCACCUUUGAGGUUCUCGCCUUCAAAAACCGAACCCUGGGGCUCAUAGAUGCUUCGUGGAGCGCUCUGCGCAUCGGAAUAUACGCGCUGCACCUAGAGAGCUGGAUGCAGUACUUCCCUCUUUCUCAAAUGCACUUUGUCAGCGGCGAGAGGCUCAUCGUAGACCCCGCGGGCGAGAUGGCCAAAGUCCAGGACUUUUUGGGGCUCAAGAGGAUCGUCACAGACAAACACUUUUACUUCAACAAGACGAAAGGUUUCCCUUGUCUGAAGAAGCCCGAGGAUAGCAGCACUCCCCGCUGUCUGGGCAAGUCCAAAGGGAGAACUCACCCCAAAAUCGAGCCGGACGUCAUUCGGCGACUGCACAAGUUCUACAAGCCCUUUAAUAUGAUGUUCUACCAAAUGUCAGGCCAGAACUUUGAAUGGGAGCAACAGGAAGAGAGCAUAUCUCGAGGGUCUCUGGUCUAGCAGGACCUGUCACCGCAAGCCUUCUCGAUGAAAUAAAAACACUCCUCUUCUGUUCUGUGUUCAGAGGGCAUGCUAAGACACAAUCACGGCACUUUCCGUCCCCCCCACCCCCCCCUCUCUUCAAAACUAAUGUUGCCGAUGAUGGCAGAUAACUAUUGUACAUACCAAAACAUCAAAUAUAUUUAUAUUUGUGAAAAAGAGAUGCUCUUUUUGUUUGUUUUCAAAGCAUAAUGUUGAUUUUAUUUUCUUUAUAACUCACAGAAGUAUGUGACGUCAUGACAUGGUGGUGACACUGGCUAACCCGCAAAAAAAAAAAAUGUUUAUCGUUAUAAUAAAAUGACUACUGCCAACCUCUGAAAUGACAAGGCAACACAAUUUAACCGUGCUGUUAUUUUCAACGAGUCCCACUUCUGACCCGAUCGUCAAAAUGGGAGUGGUAAUAUUUCUGUCAAUUCAAGAAGCCAUUAGACUUUGAGCGAUGGUGUCCGUCUGCCAGCUGUAUGACGGGAGCCGAAGGCAAACGUCAAACAGGCAAGUUAAAUGUUCCAUAAACUUCAGGGAUUAUUGCUGAUGUCCAUAUAUCAGCUAGAGAACCAUAUUGAUUUUGAAAAGCACCAGUAUUGUGGUCCACAGGUCUUAAGUCACUCUUUGACUCAACGUAUUUAUUUCAAAUUAUAUGCAACAGAGAUAGGUAAGGUCAAAUAUUAUAUUUAUUUUUUUGGUCAACUUGACAACAUAUGAUUGAAAUGUUACAUUUGCAAGCACUAAGUCCUAUUAUUGCUCAUUUCUGAAUGAGAAUGUAAUUUCACUGCACAUUUGCCGAUAUCAGAUAUUUGCAGUAUGCUAAUGGUUAAAUGGAAAGCUUUCGUGGUUUCCAAAGCGUGACAUUUCAAAACCUCAUCAGCUGGCCCGCUAGCCCUGUGAGGAUGAAUGGGAACUACUAUUGGUCAAAGAAAUGUUCGCUCAUGGAACAAAUAGAACAAUUGUGCUUGUAAAUGGAAGUCAACGCUUCUGAGAAUGUUUUUUUUUUGCCGGCCUCCCCAUCACUGGCUAAUGGUGACGAUUACAAUGCUUGCUGAUGAGUUCUUAAAGUGUCCUUACCUCUCACUUUUAUUCCUUAGCACCCAAAACCAGAACUGUCCAUGUGUUCUUCCUUUGGGAGGAAAAAAAAAUACAAUUAUUAGUUGUAUGAUGAGGAAACACUCUCCUUUGCACACACAACAACCUUGUUGUUUACCAAUGCGUUAAUGUGCUCACUAUUCCCGCCGCGUCGCACUCAUUAGCAGCGCCCAUAUUGAAUAAGAGCACUGACGUAUCAUGAGCAUUAGCCGAUAAUUGGAGUCUCUCUGCGUGGUUGACAUUAGCAUACUGAUGACCGCGUGCGGCAAAGAUGUGUUGAUGCCGCAGCAUUGCGCGCUAAAUUGCUAACUGCUAAUUCUCCUCCGUGGUAGCUGGGAGAUGCGAAUAAUGACAAGAACGCAGGCAGAUUCAUCGCAGUGGCUCAUUGCAAGCCGCAGCUGCCAUGAAAAUAUGCCCCCUGUUGGCUGUGAUUAGCAUGGCAAAGACAUUUUUCGUUCCUGAAAUAUCCACAGCAAUUUUAGUCCCUAAU
Molecule: messenger RNA, 4892 nt
Organism: Hippocampus zosterae (dwarf seahorse)
Lineage: Eukaryota; Metazoa; Chordata; Actinopteri; Syngnathiformes; Syngnathidae
Gene: hs3st4
Product: heparan sulfate (glucosamine) 3-O-sulfotransferase 4
Exons: 2
Coding region: 2084-3283 (399 amino acids)
Molecular function (GO): [heparan sulfate]-glucosamine 3-sulfotransferase activity
Source: RefSeq, a predicted model, not a curated record